CAGAAGAGUUACUGAUGUAUAGCUGCUGAAUAUUCAGCCUUACUUGACCCUUCUAUUAUUAAAACAGCGAAUAAUGACCGAAAACAGCGAAAAUCCCCAUCAGGUAACUGCAGCCGUCGACGAAGUCGAAACUAAUAUAUAUUGCUCUUCUUGUGAGGAAAAAUUGCAAGAAGAAUUGGCAUUUAGAUGUCGAGAUUGCGAAACUAACGAGAGAGCGGUUUCUGGCAGCAAUUUACAAAUCUGCGAUACCUGCAUUGGUUGGCAUGUCAAAAAAAUGCAUGCUGUUAUUGAUUAUCGUGGCCACGAUUCAGAAAUAUGUUCUCAGCACAAAAUUAUCUGUUCGCAUUUUUGCGUGGACUGCGAAAGCUUACUUUGUUUGAAGUGCACACUCGAUCAUGGUGGACACAAUUUGAAAACUAUACAAUCGGUAGCUUCUGAAGCAAGGAAACAGGUCUUCCAACUAAUGGAUCAAUUCGAAGAGCGGGAAAAAGUUUUUCAGCAUAAGAAAGAUGAGUUGGAUCAGUCGCAUAAAAUACUCCACGAAGAAUUAAUUCUGACGAAAGAGUACCUUGAUAGAAAAACGAAAACUGCUGCAGACUUACUUUUGAAGAAAUGCAGAUUGGUUAACUUUGAAUCAGCUGAGGCUGGAAAAAUGUUGGAAGAUUCCCUAACUUUAAAACGAAGCGACUACAAUGAAAUCGACGCUGAAUCAGUUCUCAAUGAGCGAGAGCUGUUGUGUUCCUUGCAAAAUUCGGAUGCUUCUCUUGUUACCAAAAUAAAAAGGAUGCAGACAAAUUGCAAUGGAACAUUGAAGAAGCGUGCUAGCUUCACAGAAAACUCCUUUUAUGUCGAACCAUUUUCUUACGACGAUGCUAAAAUUGAUGAGUUAGUGGGCAAAUUUGUUGAUGAUGUCGUCGUUUGUCUUAAAUUGCCCAUGUUCAAGCAAGUAGAGAUCCAAAAAUGUUCUGAGGAAAGCUUCAAAAUGUCCGAUGAAUUCUGGGAACAGAAGUUCUUAAACAGAUUUCCUGAAAAUUCUGAUAUUUUUGACUUCGAACAAACAGAAGACGAGCUGCAGAUUACCUGCUGGGAAAAUGAUAAAGUCAUAAAUGAAUGGAUUUCACGCGAAAAAGAUGAUUGCAAUUUCAAAGACAAAUACAUAAUCAAUGUUAAAUUGAGUGGCGACGUGCACUUCAUCCAAAGAGCGAUUUACUCAUAUUUAGUUUUCAUUAUAACUAAUGAAUCUGUAUUUGAGUACACUUUGAAAAGUAGCGAGAAUCCGGUCUUGAUAACGGAAUAUAAUUGGAAUGAUUUUGAGUGCCCGCUGGGAAUACAUCCAGAUGUUGGUAUUAUGUACUGGGACAAAGCUUUUGAUGCAAUUAAAGCAUCAGAAGAAGAAAGCGUUAAGAUACAUUGCUCCGUGAAGCCAUGUUUUUUCAGUCAUCAUUCGUGCAAUUCUGACAGGGUCAGGGUCGUUUUCCAACUAAUCAAUUUUGAUAUCAUUUACUUUGACCCAGAGCAACUGACAUCUUUUUUCAUUCCUUAUUCUCUGCACAAUUUUCCGCAAGUUGAUUGGAUCAAGGCCAUUUAUCCAGCUGAAGCUGAGAAAAACACGCUUAUCUUAAUUUGGUGCUGCAAGCUGAAACAGAUCAAAGUAUUCUUCAAGAACGAAGCAGAGGAGAAUUUUUCUUUGAAAGAAGUUCACCAGUGGGAAGGUGACAAUGCAGCCAGCAUUAUUAGAAUCGAAUCGAAUUUGGACGCUUUGGAUAGCUGGUUUCUGCAUUUGAAAUUCAAAAAAGGAUCACUUGAAUCGGACAAAAACAAAGUGACAGAGAAACUAAACGAGGGUUUCAUAGUUUUCUAAUUAGUAUCAAAAGCGGUAAGAGGGUCUAAAAAGUCAGUAUUCUUCGUUUGCUGUUCUUGCUCCUCAGAUUUGGCGUUUUAUGUCGCGAUAUAGAUGAUAAGAACGUAUUGCGGAAGUGCUCCUAGCAUAGUUAUAUUCUAAAAAUUCUUUCACAAUAUAUUUUUAUGUUCCGAUCAUUUGAAAAAUAUGAAGGAACUUUGUAUU
Molecule: messenger RNA, 2065 nt
Organism: Symsagittifera roscoffensis
Lineage: Eukaryota; Metazoa; Xenacoelomorpha; Acoela; Convolutidae
Exons: 2
Coding region: 74-1861 (595 amino acids)
Molecular function (GO): zinc ion binding
Source: RefSeq, a predicted model, not a curated record